AUGAUCAGCAACCACUUCUCCCUCGAGGAGGUCGAGCAGAUCAUCAAGCAGACCGCACCAUGGAAGGCGGCAGGGGAAGACGGUCUACCACUGGGACUACUAAAAGCCUGCGACGUGGUGGUCAUCCCCAAACCCAACAAGACGCAGGCUCAACUAAGCCUAGCAGGCAGCUGGCGCCCGAUCUCCCUCUUGAGCACGGUGGGCAAGAUUAUGGAGGCGGCGAUCGCACGGCGGCUCGCCGACACCGCAGAGACACAUCUACUGCUCCCCGAGGGACAGAUGGGCAACCGCCCUAGACGUUCUACAGAAUUAGCAGUCCAUAUUGUCGCAGAAAUGGCGCGCACGGCGUGGGAUCGACGCGGGGUCGCGUCGCUUCUUCAGCUCGAUCUCAAGGGUGCUUUCGACAGGGUGGACCACACCUGCCUCCUCCAAGCUUUGAAAGGAAGAGGCAUCCCGAAAUGGCUCCUAGAUUGGAUCCGGAGCUUCGUUAGCAACAGAAAAGCACGCCUACUCUUCGACGGCGACGCAUCGGCCCCCCUCAGCAUACACGCAGGUGUCCCCCAAGGAUCCCCACUUUCCCCGAUCCUCUUCCUCUUCUACAUCGCCCCCCUCUACGACGCCCUCGAAGCGACGGCAGGGACCAUACUAGUCGGUUUCGCGGACGACUCGAACAUUCUCGCCUUCGGCUGGGCGCGCGCUGUAGGGGCAGAGUUCGAGCCGGCGAAAAGCGAGCUGGUGCAUUUCACACGUGCCCGUGUCCCGCCCCAGACAUGCGUCCGCCUUGGCAACACCACGAUAGCACCGUCAGAGUCCUCCCGCUUCCUCGGAGUCUGGCUUCAUCGCAAGCUCCAAUGGGGCCCCCAUCUCAAGCAAAUCCGGACCAAAUUCCAGCGUCAACGGGUCGCACUCACUGCGCUCGCUGCGUCUGCGUGGGGAUGUCGACUCCCGCGCGCACGGGAGAUCUACACUCCCCGACGCUGA
This is a messenger RNA of Hirsutella rhossiliensis, 981 nucleotides long. Its product is annotated as reverse transcriptase (RNA-dependent DNA polymerase) domain-containing protein. Bases 1 to 981 code for a protein of 326 amino acids. Lineage: Eukaryota; Fungi; Ascomycota; Sordariomycetes; Hypocreales; Ophiocordycipitaceae. The record is from RefSeq and is a predicted model, not a curated record. The transcript is spliced from 3 exons.